AUGGCUCAGGAACGUGCUGCUCCCAUCCGUCUGGGCUCUACUGCCCCUGACUUCGAGGCUGACACCUCCACCGGCCCCAUCACCUUCCACAACUACAUCGGCAACAGCUGGGCUAUCCUCUUCUCUCACCCCGAUGACUUCACCCCCAUCUGCACCACCGAGCUGGGUGCUUUCGCCAAGCUCGAGCCCGAAUUCACUGCUCGUGGAGUCAAGCUGAUCGGUCUGAGCGCCAACGGCACCGAGUCCCACAAGCUCUGGAUCAAGGAUAUCGACGAGGUCACCGGCUCCAAGCUCACCUUCCCCAUCGUUGCCGACCCCGAGCGCAAGGUCGCCUAUGCCUAUGACAUGGUUGACUACCAGGACACCACCAACGUUGACUCCAAGGGUCUCGCUCUGACCAUCCGCUCCGUCUUCAUCAUCGACCCCAACAAGAAGAUCCGUCUGAUCAUGUCCUACCCUGCCUCUACCGGCCGUAACACCGCCGAGGUUCUCCGUGUUGUCGAUGCUCUUCAGACCACUGACAGGCACGGUGUUACCACCCCCAUCAACUGGCUCCCCGGUGAUGAUGUUGUCAUCCCCCCCCCUGUCUCCACCGAGGAUGCUCAGAAGAAGUUUGGUGAAAUCCGCCAGGUCAAGCCUUACCUGCGUUUCACCAACCUCAACAAGAAGGAGUAA
Messenger RNA from Aspergillus bombycis, 675 nucleotides. RefSeq names its product peroxiredoxin. The transcript has 4 exons. Gene Ontology annotation, molecular function: peroxiredoxin activity. Bases 1 to 675 code for a protein of 224 amino acids. Gene Ontology annotation, biological process: cellular response to oxidative stress; cellular oxidant detoxification; cell redox homeostasis. Gene Ontology annotation, cellular component: cytosol; mitochondrion. The record is from RefSeq and is a predicted model, not a curated record. NCBI's taxonomy places the organism in Eukaryota, Fungi, Ascomycota, Eurotiomycetes, Eurotiales, Aspergillaceae.